ACCCUGUUGAGUUACUCUGAGUAACACGGAGAAACUCAGUAGUGCUCAGCACAAAUACCGUUCCACUGCACGUUGUAUUUUCAUGCAUUGUUUCUGUAGCAUCAUUCUCAAACCAAAAUCCACUGGAAAGCAGUUCAUGUAAACAAACCCAAAUCACAUGCCUUUGACAAACAAGUUGUCAUACUGACAGUGACCUGAAAGACAUACGUGGCCGAGAAAAUUUUCAUGACGGUGAGGCAAAAUUAGAUAAGUAGAUUUUAAAAAAAUACAAACAACCCGAAUGCAGUAAAUGAAAUGAAUGAAGACUUAAUUGUGUUAUCAAGACAAAUCUAUAGAAACCUCAUAUCUCAAAAUUCAUCAAGGUAUUUAAGCCCGUGAAAUAAGAAAUUUAAGGUUGAACUUAAUCAUGAAAAUCGAUCAUUUUGUCUUUUUAAAAUUUAAUGUAGCUAGUGUCGCUUGCACUGCGAAGAUGAGUCCAACAACAACUCGUAUGUCAAAAUCUAUCAUGUGAGUUGAAACAGAAAUCAUAUGGCUGACUCAAAUCUGGUGACCACCUGUAACUUUCACGCGCAAGAAUAUCUGUUCAAGAUGAAUAUUGUAUGCAAUAAUUUGGAAAUCUUGAUCACUGAUAAAUCAUCUGGAGAAGAAUGGCAAUGCUCUUACGACGCUGCAUAUAUAGAGAACUUGACUCAAAAAACUGGAAAUUUCAAACAGUUUGAUGUAUUUAUUGCCAUGAUAAAGUCUGGACUACUUAGAACUAGUGAAAGUGUAACGUUAGACCUUCUGACGUUUGAUGAUCUGGAGCUUCUAAGGUCAAGAAAAAUUACUAAAAACGUGGGUGCUAAUACUAACAACAGAAGAUAUCUAAUUGUUACAUACGUUGUCGAAUUUGAUAAAAUAAGGUAUCCAUUGCCCUUAGAGUACUGCGGGCCACCAGAUCCAUUAAUUCUACAAGCAACAAUCAGGAGGCUCGAAGCUGAACUUGCAAAGUCCAAAGAAGAGCUAGCUUUAAAAGCAAACCAUAGCGAGGCUAAAAAAAUCUACUACUUGCAAAAGCGUGUGGAUGAAUUAACAGAAGAAAACCUUCAACUCCGAGAAGAGGUAAGACAAUUAUCUGAAACAUUCGGCAAGAAACCAAGGACGCAAGUAUUGUCUUUACAAAAGGCUGUAAAUCAUUUGGAAAAGUGUGUCGUAAAUGAAAGAAAUUCACAUCACGAACUAGUAGAAAAACUGAGAAGCGAUAAAGAAUCUUUAGCGAAGGAGCUAGAAAAAGUAAAGUGUUCGGAAAGAUGUUUAAAGGCUAAGCUGAAUCAAUUUAGUAUUUCGCCAAGACACGGAUUGGGUGACCACAAGAUAAGUCCUGUUCAAAAGUCGUCCAGCAAAAGUUUCAGAAUGAUGUACAGAAGAAGCAGCCAGUCGCCAGUUUCAGACCUCAAAGAACAUAGCAAACACUCAGUAAUACGCAGAACCAAUCCUAGAAGAUCCAGACAAGAUUGGGCAGAACCACGACUGUCAAGAAGCUACACCAAACACACUAUAAGUGGAGAUAGUUCUACCUCUAGCACAAAGUUUGCAGACGCGAAGUUAGGCUACAACCCUGAAAUCAGUACGCAGUCGGUAAGCCCGUCUCCUAGCAUGAGGAGAAGCAAAACAAAAACCACCAUCAGUAAGUGCCGGUGCAGCAGCGUAGAGUCAAGAUCAAGCUGUAGUUCGAAAGCUUCGACGACUAGGAAUACGAAGAAGAAGACAACAAAGACACACUAUAGAAAGCUGGAAGAGAAGAUAGAGAAAUUGCAACAGAUGUUACAAGCCAAUUUACUUAAUGAUAAGUGAUUGUGUAAAAACAGAUUUAUAUAAGUCUGAUAUUUAACAAUAUAUCCGUCAUCUUGAAAUGUU
Acanthoscelides obtectus is the source of this 1896-nucleotide messenger RNA. NCBI's taxonomy places the organism in Eukaryota, Metazoa, Arthropoda, Insecta, Coleoptera, Chrysomelidae. The record is from the annotation of a GenBank genome assembly.